This is a messenger RNA of Aptenodytes forsteri (emperor penguin), 1437 nucleotides long. Its product is annotated as stromelysin-1-like. Gene Ontology annotation, biological process: collagen catabolic process; proteolysis; extracellular matrix organization. Gene Ontology annotation, cellular component: extracellular matrix. NCBI's taxonomy places the organism in Eukaryota, Metazoa, Chordata, Aves, Sphenisciformes, Spheniscidae. Gene Ontology annotation, molecular function: metalloendopeptidase activity; zinc ion binding. The record is from RefSeq and is a predicted model, not a curated record.
AUGGAGAACCUCCCAUUUCUCCUGUUAUUUUGUGCAGCACUUUCUUGUGCUUUUCCUGCAGAUACAAGGCAGAAGAAAGAAGAAGGCAUGCAGCUUAUCCAGGUGAGGAAGUACCUGGAAAAUUAUUAUGGCUUUAAGAAAGAUGAGGAAUAUUUCAUUUGGAAAAGUAAUAGUCCAAUGACACCAAAAUUAAAAGAAAUGCAGGAAUUCUUUGGACUCGAGGUGAUGGGGAAACUGGAUUCUGGCACUUUGGCCCUGGUACAGAAACAUCACUGUGGAUUCCCUGACGUAGCUGGGUUCUCCACCUUUGCAGGAGAGCCAAAAUGGGCAAAACAAGUUCUGACAUAUAGGGUAUUAAACUACACACCAGACCUGCGUCCAGCAGAUGUCAAUGCAGCGAUCAAGAAAGCGUUUGUUUGGAGCAGUGCGACCCCACUGAAAUUCAUCAAGAAGGACAGAGGUGAUGCAGACAUAAUGAUCUCCUUUGCAGCCAGAGGUCACAAUGACUUCAUUCCCUUUGAUGGCCCAGGAGGGUCCGUUACUCAUGCCUACGCACCUGGCAAGGACUUUGGCGGAGACACUCACUUCAAUGAGGACGAAACCUGGACCAAAAGCACAGAGGGUACAAACCUGUUUUAUGUUGCUGCUCAUGAGUUUGGCCAUUCACUGGGACUUUUCCAUUCCAAAGACCCCAAUGCUCUGAUGUACCCAGUUUAUAGGAAAUUUGACCCUUCAGUAUUCCCUCUUCAUCAGGAUUAUAUUAAUGGCAUUCAGUGCCUCUAUGGACCAUCUUCUAACACCCACAAUGACCAAAGGGAAUCUACUGAGAUAAAAGACACAACUGAGUCAAAAGAUCCUGCACUGCCAAACGCCUGUGGCCCCGAUUUAACUUUUGAUGCUGUCACCACUUUCUGUGGAGAAAUAAUGUUCUUUAAAGACAAGCAUUUUUGGCGCAAGCAUCCUGCAGUCCGAACAGCUGAUUUUAAUUUAAUAUCUUCAUUCUGGCCACGGCUGCCACCUGGUGUUGAUGCUGCAUACGAAAUUCCUGAAAAAGACAAAACUGUCUUUUUUAAAGGGAAUGAAUUCUGGGUUGUGAGAGGAGAUACCAUACUUCCUGGAUACCCCCAAAAAGACUACACCCUGGGCUUUUCAAAAGAUGUUACCAAAAUUAAUGCUGCUUUUUAUAAUUGAAAUGAGGGGAAAACAUAUUACUUCAUAGCAGACAAAUUUUGGAGUCAUGAUAAAAGAAGUCAGUCUAUGGACAGGAAGCCCAUACUGAUAAGAAAUACAUUUCCAGGAAUGAAUGGAAAGAUCAAUGCUGUUUUUCAACAUGAAAACUUCUUUUAUUUCUUCCAUGGAAGAAAGCAAUUUGAGUUUGACCCUGAUAAGAAGAGAGCUACAUGCCUCCUAAAGACAAACUUCUGGUUCCCAUGUUAA